Messenger RNA from Nelumbo nucifera (sacred lotus), 1863 nucleotides. It is a transcript of the gene POP2, whose product is annotated as Pyridoxal phosphate (PLP)-dependent transferases superfamily protein. Lineage: Eukaryota; Viridiplantae; Streptophyta; Magnoliopsida; Proteales; Nelumbonaceae. Gene Ontology annotation, molecular function: pyridoxal phosphate binding; S-adenosyl-L-methionine:8-amino-7-oxononanoate transaminase activity. Gene Ontology annotation, biological process: biotin biosynthetic process. The record is from RefSeq and is a predicted model, not a curated record.
UUAUAAGGAGAAAAUGAUGGCCGUCUGCACUCCCUGUAGGAACUUGCAUUGCUGAGAGGCGAAAGAUGACGAUCAACCAUCUCCUUCGAUCUGGUUUCACUUCAAAGGCUGGUGGGAUUCUAAGACAGGUUUCAGCAUCUGGAAGUUUCCAGGAGCAAUUUUUGUGGACUCCUAAACUUGCUAGAUGGAACAGUACAGAGGCAUCUCUUCAGAAGGAAGGUCAAACACCUGAAUUAAAGGAUGGGAAGGGGUUUAAGGGGCAUGAUAUGCUGGCACCAUUCACUGCGGGGUGGCAGUCCAAUGAUUUGCAUCCUCUGGUUAUUGAAAAGUCUGAGGGUUGUUAUGUGUAUGAUAUCAAUGGAAAUAAAUUUCUUGAUUCCCUUGCUGGUCUAUGGUGCACAGCCUUAGGAGGAAAUGAACCUCGACUUGUUGCUGCUGCAACCAAGCAAUUGGAUACCUUGCCAUUUUACCAUUCCUUUUGGAACCGCACCACAAAACCUUCCUUGGAUCUUGCAAAGGAUAUCCUUGAGAUCUUUACAGCAAGGAAAAUGGGAAAAGUCUUCUUUACUAAUAGUGGAUCAGAAGCUAAUGAUACUCAGGUGAAGCUAGUUUGGUAUUAUAACAAUGCGCUUGGAAGGCCAAACAAAAAGAAAUUUAUAGCACGGGCAAAAUCAUACCAUGGAUCAACUCUAAUAUCAGCUAGUCUUUCUGGCCUUCCUGCUCUGCAUCAGAAAUUUGAUCUCCCUGCACCAUUUGUAUUGCAUACUGACUGCCCACAUUACUGGCGUUUUCAUUUACCAGGUGAAACGGAGGAGGAAUUCUCAACCAGAUUAGCAAAAAAUCUAGAGAAUCUUAUCCUAAAGGAGGGACCUGAGACGAUUGCUGCAUUCAUUGCUGAACCUGUCAUGGGUGCUGGUGGUGUCAUCCCUCCCCCUGCAACUUAUUUUGAGAAGGUUCAAGCAGUAGUGAAAAAAUAUGACAUUCUCUUCAUUGCAGAUGAGGUAAUAUGUGCCUUUGGAAGGCUAGGGACAAUGUUUGGGUGUGACAAAUAUAAUAUUACUCCGGACCUUGUUUCCGUUGCCAAGGCUCUUUCGUCUGCAUACAUGCCCAUUGGUGCAGUUCUUGUGAGCCCUGAAAUUUCAGAAGUCAUACACUCUCAAAGUAACAAGCUUGGUUCCUUUUCUCAUGGAUUUACCUAUUCUGGGCACCCAGUGUCGUGUGCAGUUGCAGUGGAAGCACUCAAACUUUACAAGGAAAAAAAUAUUGCCGAAUAUGUCAAGAGUGUUUCUCCAAAGUUUCAGAAUGGAUUAAAAGCCUUUUCUGACAGUCCUAUUAUUGGGGAGAUUCGAGGAACUGGAUUGAUUCUUGGAACCGAGUUCACCGACAAUAAGUCACCUAAUGAUUUAUUCCCUCCUGAAUGGGGCAUUGGUGCAUAUUUUGGGGCACAGUGCGAGAAGCGUGGGAUGUUAGUGAGAGUUGCAGGUGAUAACAUAAUGAUGUCCCCUCCAUUAAUUAUCACUCCAGAAGAAAUCGAUGAGUUAAUAAGCAUUUAUGGAGAUGCCUUGAGAGCUACAGAAGAGAGGGUGAAAGAACUCAAGUCCCAACAAAGGAAGCUAUAGACUUUGGAAUAAUUUGAUUUUCAUAGUCUUGGUCUUGCCUAAUAAUGACGAAAAAAGUAUGUUGGAUUAUGUAAUUUUGAUGGUUGCUAGAUAGUCACAUAUUAGUAAAUCAUCUCCUAUUCUUCCAUCUUGGUGAUGGAAUCCAUUUUUUCUGAUUUUCUACAUGUACCAAACUAUCAAUAUAUAAAUUUAGUGGUGGAUUGAAUAUGAAUGGGAGCUAGAGGGUCUUAUUAGACUUUUUCUU